CUCUUCAUCGUCUCGUCUUCUUCAUUUUAAAUUUCAAAUCCCUAACGACACCGCAAUGACGAUCGGAAUUUACGACCAUCAGCUCCCCGACUACACUCACAACUCCUACGACGUGACGUUUUACGACGAUGAAAUCCUCACUCUCGUCACCCACUCUCCCGCCAUGGUCGACUCCUGGAUCUCCGACAUCCACCGCAUCCACCGCCGCAGGCUCCACCGUCUCAUCGUCGGCCUCGACGUUGAGUGGCGCCCUAACUUCCGCCGUUACCAGGAAAACCCUAUCGCCACUCUCCAGCUCUGCGUGGGCCACAGGUGCCUCAUUUUUCAGCUCAUACGAGCACCGAGCAUCCCUCUGAGCCUCGUGAACUUUCUCGCCAAUGAUGAGUACACGUUUGUGGGAGUGGGGAUCCAAAAGGACGUGGAGAAGUUGUACGAUGACUACGGCCUGAAGGUGGAGAAUGUGUUUGAUUUGAGGGAUUGGGCUGCUGAAAAUACAGGAAAUCGAGGGCUGAGAAACACGGGGUUGAAGGGUUUGGCGUGGGCCAUUUUGGGGAAGGAUAUUGUGAAGCCGAGAAGCGUGACGAUGAGUCGGUGGGAUAAUCCGUGGCUGACGGCUGCUCAGGUUCAGUAUGCUUGCAUUGAUAGUUUUCUUUCGUUUGAGAUUGGGAGGAUAUGCAGUGCUUGAGUUCAUAUGGGCUCUGCUUUUUGCUCUUUGCUUUGAGAAUGAGAGUUUUAUUACUUUGUUAGACUACUGAUACUUGUGUCCAGUU
Molecule: messenger RNA, 770 nt
Organism: Pistacia vera
Lineage: Eukaryota; Viridiplantae; Streptophyta; Magnoliopsida; Sapindales; Anacardiaceae
Product: Werner Syndrome-like exonuclease
Exons: 1
Coding region: 56-685 (209 amino acids)
Biological process (GO): nucleobase-containing compound metabolic process
Cellular component (GO): nucleus; cytoplasm
Molecular function (GO): 3'-5' exonuclease activity; nucleic acid binding
Source: RefSeq, a predicted model, not a curated record